Molecule: messenger RNA, 1110 nt
Organism: Copidosoma floridanum
Lineage: Eukaryota; Metazoa; Arthropoda; Insecta; Hymenoptera; Encyrtidae
Product: venom carboxylesterase-6-like
Source: RefSeq, a predicted model, not a curated record
AAUGUCCAACAGCCUCCAAAACCCGUAGCAGCAUGGUCCGACGAACUACAAGCAACAAAAUUGCCCCAAGAAUGUCUGCAAUACGACCACAAGCCAUAUUUCGUGCAAAUCGAUCGCGUCAAAGGAUCCGAGGACUGUCUCUAUUUGAAUAUCUACGUUCCCGAUCAAGGUUACAGUAAUUCGAGUUUGCCUGUCAUGGUAUGGAUCCACGGUGGUGCUUUGACCCACGGUUCGGGAAACAACUUUACAGAAAAAUAUUUCAUUGACAAAGACACCAUUGUCGUGACCAUAAAUUAUCGUGUCGGACCACUAGGUUUCUUGAGUACCGAGGACAACGUGGUGCCAGGAAACAUGGGAUUCAAGGAUCAAAGUCUAGCUAUCCGUUGGGUACACGAGAACAUCAAAUUUUUUCGCGGUGACCCCAAACGAGUAACAUUGGUCGGCCAAAGCGCGGGAGGCGUGAGCGUCCAUUACCAUUACUUGUCACCCCUAAGCGCGGGCCUCUUCAGCAGGGGUAUAUCUCUUAGUGGUACUGCUCUCAAUUGUUGGGUGCAAACGAAAAAUGCCUUGGAAAAGGCCCAAAAAUUGGGGGCUCUGAUGGGCUGCCCAACUGUAAAUAACAAGGAAAUGAUCGAGUGCUUGAAGAACAGCUCCGCGAGGAGCAUUGUUGAAUCUGUCAAAGAAUUCAUGCCCUGGCUGUACAAUCCGUUCACUCCGUUUGGUCCAGUCGUGGAGAAAGGAGGCGACAAGCCGUUCAUCAGCCGCCCACCGAUUGAAAUACUCGAAAGUGGCGAAAGUGGCGAUUUUUUGGACGCCCCGUGGAUAACGAGCGUCACCAGCGACGAGGGACUCUAUCCAGUGGCAGAAUUUGCCACCAAUGACCGACUUCUGAAGGAGUUGGAUGCCAAUUGGACGUCCAUAGCACCUCACUUAUUGGAUUUCAAUUAUACGGUACCACUGAGGUUGCAUGAGGAGGUGGCUNACGAGAUCAUUUCAAAUGCUGAUCAAGAUCUUCCCUUUGUUGGCUUACAAUUUUUUCCCUCUCGAGUUUUGAAUUCGGACGUAGAGCAACAGCGUGCCCCAGAAUUUAAUGCCGGCGUGGAUGCGUAA